Molecule: messenger RNA, 762 nt
Organism: Paramisgurnus dabryanus
Lineage: Eukaryota; Metazoa; Chordata; Actinopteri; Cypriniformes; Cobitidae
Source: RefSeq, a predicted model, not a curated record
AUGAAGGCAUCUGUUUCUCUUUACUUGUUUUUGAGUCUCUGUGGUCUGAGCUCUGCUCUCUUUAGAAAACACUUUUAUGUGAAUAAAGGACUUUACUGGCAAGAUGCACAGAAGUACUGCAGAGAGCAUCAUGAUGAUCUGUCCACCGCUAGCAGUCAGGAGGCACAGCAGCUCGCCAGUAAUCCACAGGUUAGUACUCCAGUAUUCUGGGUUGGACUCAACACUCUAAACUCAACAGAAUGGAUUUGGUCCGGAGGUGAAAAAGAAGUAUUUGAUUACUGGAACGUUGGAGAACCAAACACGAAUUAUGAGCAUUGCACUGCUAUACUGAAAUCAAAUUCUAAACUCUUCAAUGUUGUUUGCAAUCGAAAUUAUUCAUUUUAUUGCAUGGAGAGAUUUGAGCUGAUUUUGGUGCAGAACAAUAAGACUUGGGAAGAAGCUCUGGACUACUGCAGACAAAACUACAUUGAUCUCGUCAGUAUCGACUCGUCGAGGAUAAUGGCAGAGGCGAUAAAUAACACCAUGACAUCACAGACAGCUAAUGUAUGGAUUGGACUACGGUUUUUAGCUGGACAUUGGUUCUGGGUCAAUGGGGGAAAUUUUAAAUAUAAAGCCUGGUCUGAGGGAGAGCUCCAGUGCCCCUCCAAAAAUCUCCAGUGUGCAGCUUUGGAUAAAGACAACAACGUUUGGAAACCUGAAGACUGCAACGAGAGACUCAACUUUUUCUGUCUUAAGAAGUACAAACAGCCUGAACUAUUUUGA